AAUAUUUUGGAUACGAUGGUGAUGGAAGCUAUGAUCCAUAUGGUUCUUUUGGCUCCAAGAAAUCUCACUCAUUUUGGCGUUUAUUUGAGAAGAAUGAAAAAUGUCGAGAACGAACAGUGUUUUACGCAAUUGGAAUGGAAGAAAUCGUUGUAUUUUUAUUGCAGUAAGGGCGUUUUGGAAACAAACAAUGCAAAUGUAUUCUGGAAGCAUCUAAUAAAAUAUUUUAAUGGUUGCUAUUUACGGAUGCAUGCGUUACCUUACGCCCCUUUUGUGCUAAGUAACAAAAGUGGAAUAGAAAUAGAUAUUGCGAAAGAAGUGGGUAGGAUUCUUAAUAUAUCCUUUAGAAUUCAACUGUAUCCGUACCCCGCGUCAUCACUUGGAGAAAAAAUAGAAAAUGGUUCUUGGACCGGUUUUUCACAACCAAUUUAUGAAGACUGGGAUAUUGGAAUAGGAAACAUUUCACCGGAACGCAACCUCUUAGAAGAUUUUACUUUCUCUAUUGGAUAUCAUUGGGUUAAAAUUGUAUUUAUUACUCCUAUUGCUCCAUUAAUUCCAAAGUGGCGAAUACUAACUGUUAUAUUUAGCCCAGCAUUAUGGGCAAUAUGCUUAACAGUAAUAUUUGGAUUUGCUACAAUAUUUUGGAUUUUUAAAAAACCAAUAGAAAAGAGCUCAUUUAAGGGUUACCAAAAAUGCAUCGAGGCAGCAUAUCAAAUUUUAAUUGCUCACCCUGUGGUACAUCAACCAAUCUCAAAGUACACUAGAGUAUACUUUAUUAGCUUAGCAGUUUUUGCUAUCAUAAUGUCUUCUGUUUAUACUUCCUCAUUAAUAUUUUAUCUGCAGACCCCCAUUCGACAACAUCAAAUAAAAACCGGAAAAGAAAUUGUCAGUAAUAAUUUGGUACUUGGAGCUUUAAAACAAUAUAAACCAAUAUUUGAAGUGUCAAGGACCCAAACUGCUAAAAUAUUAUUAAAAACAUAUCAGACCAGAGAUGAUGUCAACGAUACGUACAUUCACUGGUUAGUCAAAGUUGCAAAUGACAAAAAUAUGACAACAUUAGCAGGAAAGCUAUUUGUAAAAUAUUUAAUUUCAAUAAACGAUCCUAGAUUCGUGGAUAAACAUGGGCAACCUAAAAUAUACAUUACACCUAAAUCAAUUUUAAUUCAACAGAUUGCUUUUAUGAUGAGACGAGAUACUUUAUUAGAAGAUCCUUUGAAUUAUAUUAUACAAAGGUUUAUAAUUCAAGGAGGUGUUUGCGAAAAAAUAAAAAAACAGUACGAGUCUAAAAUUUUUCGCGAAGAUUAUACGGCAUCUGAAAACGAGCCCAAUGAUGAAGAUGAUGACCAAGAUGGUACAGAUCCUGGGGUCCACCCACUUACUCCCAGUCAAUUACAAGCAGCUUUUACGAUUUGGUUAAUGGGGUUGCUGGUCGCCUGCAAUAGCAUUAUUAUAGAGAUAAUUGUCACUUAUAUUGAAAAAUGGCUAAAGAAAAAGCACAAUUAGAAUCAGAAAUAAUAUCCUUAAAAUUAAAAAAAUAUAAAGUAUAAUCUUGUAGCAAGUUAUGUAAUUUAAAUUUGAUUUUAGGCCAGCAUAAAGUUUGCACUAAUAGUAUAAGUGAACUGUAAGGCAUGUAGUAACUCUCCUGUACUAAUUUUAUGAAACAACAUAUAGAAAAAUACUAAAACGAAUAAUUGAACAGUU
This is a messenger RNA of Anthonomus grandis grandis, 1698 nucleotides long. RefSeq lists its product as uncharacterized. The record is from RefSeq and is a predicted model, not a curated record. The transcript has 6 exons. Lineage: Eukaryota; Metazoa; Arthropoda; Insecta; Coleoptera; Curculionidae. The coding region runs from base 16 to 1500 and encodes 494 amino acids.